AUGGGCUCAUUUUGCUCCAAGUCGGCCGCUCACUCUGGAGGACAUACUGUCCUCGGCCCAGUAUCCGACUACCACACCCAUCCUGCUUCUUCUGCGGCUCCCAAUCCUCGCGUUGCUGCCGCUGAGGCAGCUGAACGUCGACUAAAAGCGGCAGAAAGAAGAGGCGUAAAUCCUUCAAACCCGAACCAGGGCCAGCUUGCGGCCAAGGUUGCGAAACAAAGCUCGAAGCAAGCGCCUCAAGGUCGGGAGGAGGAGCGCCUUGUGGUAAGCCUUUGUCUGUUGCAAGUUUUAAAAGAUGAGUAA
Molecule: messenger RNA, 303 nt
Organism: Laccaria bicolor S238N-H82
Lineage: Eukaryota; Fungi; Basidiomycota; Agaricomycetes; Agaricales; Hydnangiaceae
Exons: 2
Coding region: 1-303 (100 amino acids)
Source: RefSeq, a predicted model, not a curated record